Dovyalis caffra is the source of this 1239-nucleotide messenger RNA. NCBI's taxonomy places the organism in Eukaryota, Viridiplantae, Streptophyta, Magnoliopsida, Malpighiales, Salicaceae. The record is from the annotation of a GenBank genome assembly.
AUGGCAGUAGAGCCAGCGUUCUUUGAUCUUCUUAAUGUGAAUGAUACUUACUUUCCAUCUUUCUAUACUAAAGAGAGUCCAAUAAUGGCGGAUAAAAAGGCAAUGAAACAAGUGGAUAUUAGAAAAGAAGAAGAUAAUGAGAAAUUGGUGAAAUUCUAUUCAUCGAAACAUCAGAUGCUGUUGGUUGGUGAAGGAGAUUUCUCUUUCUCUUGGUGCUUAGCUCGCUCUUUUGGCUCUGCCUGUAAGAUUGUUGCUUCCUCUCUUGACUCCUAUGCUGACCUUUACUUAAAUGUUGUGAUCCAGAAAUACAAGAAAGCAAGAUCAAAUUUGGAAGAUUUAGAGAAGUUAGGAGCCUGUAUAUUACAUGGAGUGGAUGUUAAAAAAAUGAAGCAUCACUUUGCUUUGAGGAUGCUGAAGUUCGAUCGGAUUAUAUUCAAUUUUCCUCAUGCAGGUUUUAAUGGAAAAGAAGACAGAGACAUUGUGAUUGAGAAGCAUAAGGAGCUUGUGGGAAACUUCUUUGGGAGCGCGAAUGACAUGCUACAAGCUGAUGGAGAAAUACAUGUAACCCACAAAACAACACCUCCAUUCUGCGACUGGAACAUUUUGGAACUUGCUCGGAGAAAUUCCUUAGAAUUAAUUGAGCGCGUUGAUUUUAAGAUAGGAGACUAUCCAGGUUACAGCAACAAAAGAGGAGCUGGUAAUAGAUGUGAUGAGUCUUUCCCUUUGGGAGAGUGCAGUACUUUCAAAUUCAGAUCCUUCUGUACUGCUAAGAAGACUUACGGAGUAACAAGUAACUCAGGUUCUGCACUCAAAAGAUCUUGGCAACUACAGGGUAAUCGGGUCGAAAUGUUUAAGCGUCAAAGAAUCGCAUUUGAUCGAGGAAUUUCUCAAACAAGUUUCAGCAUGAAUUCAAAAGACUUCUCAGACUACAGCCGGACACCUUUAGCAGUUAAUAUCAGGACAGAAGGUGCCAGUACUUUAGAAACAUGUAGCAGAGCUAUUACUCACUGGGGCAACCCUGUUUCUGAAGUCCCACCGUCCAAUUUUGCGAGUUACGUGGUAAAUUCCCAAGGAAGAUUCAUGCAUGAUCCAUAUAUGUUGCAUGGACUUCAUAGAAUUAAUCAACCCUUUAGCAAUUGGGACUCAUCAUCACAGCAGCGAGAGAUGGUACUCUUAUAUGGUCAGCACCCACAAGGAACAAGUAAGAAGACAAGUUGGUGGAGUCCGAAGAUAGAGUAG